Messenger RNA from Prunus avium (sweet cherry), 1701 nucleotides. Its product is annotated as cyclin-D5-1-like. Lineage: Eukaryota; Viridiplantae; Streptophyta; Magnoliopsida; Rosales; Rosaceae. The record is from RefSeq and is a predicted model, not a curated record.
AAUUUUAUGGCUUAAGUCGGUCAGUCUAAUCAGCUCUGUGAACUGCUCUCAUGGAAUAAGAACCAAUUUUAUGAUUAUCAUGAAGUCUUGCUAUUGGCCCAAACCCGUCACACGUGCCCUGAAACUCCCUUUUUUUUUUUUUUGGGUCUGCAGAUUUCUCACUUCUGAGUCGAGCUUUUUAGUCCUCAUCUUCCACAACCAAAAACAGAACUUGCAGAGACAAUGCAAAUUGAUUGAUAAAAAUACCCAACUACCCAAUUCUGUUGAGCCUGUAACCGUUAAAACGGUGUCGCAUUCUUGCUAAACAAUGAGCCCCAUUUCGUCUCCAUUUCAACCUCUCUCCCUCUCUGUUUUCACUUCACUGUAUAAAUAUAUUGAGAGUGCUAUUCAGUCUUGGUGGUCAACCGUUUUCUCUCUCCAAAUCUUUGGGUUCCGUGGUUUAAUAUUUGGUUUCUGGCUUUGUUUACUCUGUUCCUACCUACUAGAUUUUCUGCGUGGAUGUAAUAACAGAGAAAACAAAAAUGAACGGAGAUCCUUCAUCGCCAGACCUUUAUUGCCAUGAAGAUCCGAGCUUUUUGUAUGAAGAUGAUGAAGAGAUGGCAGAAGUAAACGUAGUCGUUAAUCAAAACGAAAUUGAGUUGGAAGAAGCCCACUUGCAUAGCUUAAUUGACAAAGAGAUCGCAUUUGGGUUCAGGACGGAUGAAGAUUUGGUCAUUGACGACUGGGUUCAAGAAGCUCGCUUGCAAGCUAUCACAUGGGUUCAAACAAGAACAAGAGCUCUUGGGUUUCAUCCCAGAACAGCAUAUUUGGCCAUCACAUACUUUGAUCGGUUCAUUUCCCUGGAAGCCAUCCCUGAAAAAAAAAGAGCUGCUUUCGUUAGAUUGAUUUCAGUGGCAUGUCUAUUAUUGGCUGCAAAGAUGGAGGAGAUGAACCGCCCACCACUUUCACAAUACACACUCGAAUUCCAAGGCAGAAAUAUUAAGAAAAUGGAGCUUAUGGUAUUGGUAGUCUUGAAAUGGAAGAUGAAUUUAAUCACACCCUUUGCGUUUCUUGAUAACUUCAUCGCAAAGUUGUGCCAAGAAUCUCCACCAGGUCUAAAAUCCGGGAUUGAAAAACGGCUCCUUUCCAUAAUGACAGAGAUUCAUUUAAUGCAUCAUCGACCAUCUGCCAUAGCAGCUGCCGCCACAUUGAUGGCAGUGGAUCAGAACUUAGCACAAGAAGCAUUGGAAGCCAAGAUAACAUCCAUUCCUGAAUUGUACUUCCUGGAAACUGAAGCUGUGUAUUCAUAUUACACGAUAAUGCAGGUGCCAUAGACGAAUUAACCUAAAGAAUUUGGAGGCCAGUAGAUAUUGUAGGAAAUUCUUGAGUUACAUCAGAGAAGUGAUUCUGCUACUUUGGUAAAUACCAUAUACGACAAUUAGUAGUUUUCAUAUUGGUUUAAAGAGUGUGUAUAGUUCUUAGUCAUGAUUUGGAGAUGAUCAGAAACAGCUUCCUUAAGAAAAUUUACAGAUCAGAGCUGGUUGCUGUUAACUCUUGAGUUUUUGCUUUUUUAUUUAUUUUUAGGUACUCAUAAUUCUUGGGUUCAGAUAUCUGUUUUGGUUAUCGGAGGAGGGGGGUUGAUUUGGGUUUCUGAUUGGAUGUUUGGAAUACUUUUUAGUUUGUGUGAUUUGAUGCUUCUAUGUUGCAUGUUGGCCAUCUAAA